UUGGAUGGAAAGGCACUAUACACCAUGGGAGGUGGCAUGAAGCAUGGGCGUGUUCCAAUUGGUGAUGGUGCUGUGGAUAAGGAAACUGUUCUAGUACAUCGAAAGUCGGUGCCUUUUAAGCCAAUCAAUCCUAAUGAUUAUGAAAGGGUGCUCAAAGAAAAUGAGCAGCUGAAACAGACUAAUGAGAUACUCCUUGAUGAAAAUAGUGUCAAUCGUGCAUUGAUCAUGACAAUGUAUGCUGAUUUUGGAAAAGAACCACCUGCAGAGCUGUUGUCCCGUCUAGCAAGUAUUGAUGCACGUCGUCACCAGACUGCUGGAUCGUCACAUGGAGCCUCCCACUCAGUUGAUGACAGGCGUGAUGAGAGUGACGACGAUGACGACAGCUACCAUGAAAGCAGCGAAGACGACGACGACGAUGAUGAUGAAGAUGAUGCGUACUUUGAAGGAAAUGUUGAUGCCUACUCAGAUUACAUGAAAGGAGAUGUUGAUGGUAGGCAAAUCAUGGAAGGAAAUGCUGAUGAUGAAGAAGCCGUCGAAGGCGAUCCAUGAUAAGCAUUGCAUUGACAUUGACUGUGAUAUCAAGUCCCCAACUGAAGCCAGCAGCUCCUAGCUACUGACUGCAGGAUGUGGUGUUGACUUUUGUCUAUUUUGGUAGAGUAACAUAUGACUCCUAGCUACUGACUGCAGGAGGUGUGUAUUUUGUGCAUAUGGUGAUGACAUGUAUGCAUCAAACAGUAUAGCCACUUAGAUUAUAUGUAGGCUGCAUGAUGCA
Panicum virgatum (switchgrass) is the source of this 772-nucleotide messenger RNA. RefSeq names its product nonsense-mediated mRNA decay protein 2-like. NCBI's taxonomy places the organism in Eukaryota, Viridiplantae, Streptophyta, Magnoliopsida, Poales, Poaceae. The transcript is spliced from 3 exons. The record is from RefSeq and is a predicted model, not a curated record. The coding region runs from base 25 to 549 and encodes 174 amino acids. Gene Ontology annotation, biological process: transposition.